Molecule: messenger RNA, 996 nt
Organism: Malus domestica (apple)
Lineage: Eukaryota; Viridiplantae; Streptophyta; Magnoliopsida; Rosales; Rosaceae
Source: RefSeq, a predicted model, not a curated record
UCAAAAAAUUACACUAACAUGGGUCGAAGCAAAUCAAAGUUACCUUUGGAGUUAAUUCCGAACGAAAGUUCGCGUAAGGUUACUUUUCGAAAGAGAAGGAACGGAUUGUUGAAGAAGGCGGUUGAAUUACACACACUUUGUGAUGUGAAGGUGUGUACGAUCGUUUACGAGAAGAAAUCCAAGGGUAAAGUGAGCAGAGCAGCAACGUUCCCUGCGGAAUUUAAAGAUGUCAAGGAAAUAAUUGAUAUGUACAAAUCAAAUUCAUCAAAGGUCAAGAAGGUCCAAAGUUUGGGUGACUUCUAUGCCACGCGAACGGUUCAAGUGAAGGAGGAGUUUGGGAAGCUACGCAGCAAGAGCUGUGAAGAGAAGUAUCCUGCAUGGGAAGAUCGUCUCGAUGCGUUUUCAGUAGAACAAAUGCUCGACCUUUUGAAAAAUUUGGAGAACAAAAUUGUAGAUACUCACAAGAUGCAUGGCAUGAUGAAGGAAUCAAAGCAAAUUGUUGUGCAAGAGACAAUACCACCAAAGGAGGAAAUUGUCGUUAACAUUCAAAUUUUGUUGAAGGCCACGUUUAAAAGCAACCGAGAGUAUUCUCAGAUGCAAUCUGCAGGCACAUCCUGGGCUAAUAACAACAACAUUCAGUACAUUUGUUCUUCAGCUACUAUUUCCAACUCCAACAUCAGAACAUCUACGUGGGAUAUUCCUGCGCCAUAUGGAAAUAUGGAUGGGAACGCAACUUUCUGUAAUCCCAUGCAGCAGCAGCCAUGCAUGUACGACUCAAUAUUUUCAAGUGCUGCAUCUCAACAACAAGAGGCAGCAGUCGUUCCAAGUGUUGAAAACCCUAACCCUAUUGGCAUUGUUCCGUUGAGCGUUUCGUACGAUCAGCCAAUGCUUUCGCUAACCAUGCAGCCGAGUUAUCUGGAGUGUCCGAUUUCAGCAGUGCUUUUGCACAUGUUUUACGACAACGUAUUCUUCGACAACAUGGCGCAUUUCGAAUAA